Messenger RNA from Ilex paraguariensis (yerba mate), 2392 nucleotides. The record is from the annotation of a GenBank genome assembly. Lineage: Eukaryota; Viridiplantae; Streptophyta; Magnoliopsida; Aquifoliales; Aquifoliaceae.
CACAAUUUCAUCAAACAGAAGCGUACAAGUUUAGAACACUGGAGAAGGGGCAAUUUCCCCAUAAUUACCGACCCAACACCACAUCCCCCACACAUCUUUUGCCUACAGUCCACAACCCUUAACACAGAUAAUUUGUCUUUUCUCUCGUCAGAGAAUCAGAGACUCCCAUCUUUCUCUCUUUAAAUUUGGAGUCUUCGGUAAUGGCGAGACCUAAUCAGGAAGCAAUCGAGACAUUCAUGAACAUCACCGGCGUAUCACAACCCGUUGCUAUACAAAAGCUCGAGGAGCAUGGUAGCAAUCUCAAUGAAGCCGUUAAUGCACAUUUCAGUGAAGGGGAUCGAAACACCACGCGCGAAGCAUCUGUUGCUGCUCCUCAGGAUGAUGUAAUGGACAUAGAUGAUCCGAUUCAAAAUGAACCCCGCAGAUCUCCUUUCUCACUUUUUUCUUCUGCUGGAAAUUUGGAUCCUUUUUCUCUCCUUGAUCCUGAUUUCCGGAGAAGUAUAUUUGAUGGUGGUACUGAUUUUUCUAGUGGUGCCCCUUUUGUGUCCCAUCCAAGAGAAGUGAGGGAGAUCCCUAUUGAGGUCAAGGAUGGGAAUGGGCAAUCAGGUCUUGCUCCUACCAUUGAGGAUGUCACUGAAACUGCAGAUACCUGUGGCCCAGAAACCCAUGGGCCUGUCAUAAUUGAUGAUGAAGAUGACAAAGAUAUUCCAACUGCUGCAUCUGCACAAGUUGCAGAACCGACUAAUUCUCAUGGAACACAUCCUAGACCAAGUGCCCCUGGGAUUGAUGAUUUACCUGACUACAGCAAUGAUAUAGAAGAAGAAAUGAUUCGAGCUGCGAUUGAGGCUUCCAAACGGGAUGCUGAAAUAGGUUAUCCAGAUGUACAAUUUGGUGUUCACUCUGAUCCAACUGAUCCCAUGCCUCCGCAAAGGCAAUCUCACCAAGAGGAUGCUGCACUUGCUCAUGCAGUUUCCUUAUCAUUGAAGACAGCGGAGCAAGAGAAAGCAUUGCGUGAACUGGAGGGGAAAGUUGGAGUGUCAGAGUUGGAAGCUUAUAAGUCAGACAAGGUGGAAGAGCUUGGGAAAUCUGCAUCAUCGAAUGGAAGCCCAUCUAGGUUGGAGGUGGGAAGCUCAUCUGUCCAGGAUGAGGCUGAAGAUGUUGAAGAACAGCCACUUGUUAGGCACAGUAGUAGGCAAAUGUCUUCUGGUUCUGUUGACACUGCUAAAGAUAUUGAAGAAAUAGAGGUUAGCCCUCCUUCAAGCCCCCAACAAGGUAUUAAUGCCAGUAAUCCACAUCAUAACAGAAGUGACAUCCAUUCCGAUGAGUGGGGAGGCAUCUCCUCGGAGGAACAUGAUGAAGCUGUCAUGCUUGAGGCUGCACUCUUUGGUGGAAUCCCUGAAGGGAGAGGAUAUCAUUUUCCAUAUGCACCACAUCAGCUCAUGCAGAAUGGCUUAGAUAGAUCUGUGGGUCCUUAUCCUUGGCGGAUGCCACGUCCUCCAUCACCUUCUCUCACUGCUCAACGUUUGCUACGGGAACAACAGGAUGAUGAAUAUCUUGCUUCACUGCAAGCUGACAGAGAAAAAGAAUUGAAGGCCAAGGAGGAAGCAGAAGCUCGUCGUUCAGAAGAACAAGCAGCUAGAGAAGUUGCUCUUGAAGAAGAAAGGCGAAAGGAGGAGGAAUCACGUAGAAAGUUGGAGGAGGAACAGGAGAUUGAGAGACAACUAGCGGCCAAAGAAGCAUCUCUUCCUCAGGAACCAACAACAAAUGAUGAAAAUGCUAUUACCCUUCUUGUGCGGAUGCCUGAUGGCAGCCGCCGCGGUCGCCGAUUUCUCAAGUCUGAGAAGCUGCAGUAUCUUUUUGACUUUAUUGAUGUUGGUAGAGGGGUCAAGCCUGGAACUUACAGAUUGGUGAGGCCAUAUCCGCGGCGUGCUUUUAGCGAUGGGGAGAGUGCCUUAACUCUGAACGAGCUAGGUCUAACAAGCAAACAAGAAGCCCUGUUUCUCGAGUUGAUUUAGUAGCAUGUUUGUCUUGUAAAGUUGUAAAAAGAAAAUGCUUGAAAAAUGUAGGGUCGAGGUCGACUAAUAAUUUAUACGUCAAACAUGGGGUUGUAGUGGGGUUUGUGAAAUUUGGUUGGAAUACAUGGCAACUAAACUAUCCAAUUGAAUGGGCAGACCAGGGUUUGUUUCAACGGGGGGUGGUUUGAUUGGUUUUGAGGAAUGAUAUAGUAUUUUAUAUUAAGAAUUUUCUGCAUUAUUAGAUCAGAGCAAAUUAUAUUUCCAUUCGGAUCGGUGGCUAUAUUUUUGUAGAAUUUUCAAUUCGGACCUUGAGCAAUAUUGGCUCAAAGCCUUUAGCUUUUUAAUUCGAGUAAAUGUGAAUCAUUCAUCUAAAUGUU